AUGGAUAUAAAUAUCUCCAAAAUCCAAAUACCAACCUAUUCGUUCGCAGUAGAAUGUAAUUCAGCAAAUAUGGGAGAAAACACUAUUGUUAGUGACAUUCAGGCUCCAUUACCAUCUACUAGCGCUGUUCCUGGGACACAAGAAAUUUCACACUAUUGGGAAUGGUCACAGAGAUAUUGCAUUGAGAUUGGCCAGACGAUUGAUGGUCUUUUGAACGCAACAUUUGAAAAUGCUGUCGAAUUGAUUGUUUCAAGCGUUGCCAUUCACCGAAACCUAAUACGACUCGUUCAAGAGUUAAUUUUGGAACAAAAUUUUAACCGGACAGCGGCUCAAACCGGCGCAAGUUCGAUGAUACUAGCGUGUAUUGCAUUAUCUUUUCUCGCUGCAUUCCGUGGGGAUGCAAAUGCUGAAAUUAACCAAGAAAAAUUCUCAUAA
This is a messenger RNA of Ambispora leptoticha, 435 nucleotides long. The record is from the annotation of a GenBank genome assembly. Lineage: Eukaryota; Fungi; Glomeromycota; Glomeromycetes; Archaeosporales; Ambisporaceae.